Molecule: messenger RNA, 6120 nt
Organism: Acanthochromis polyacanthus (spiny chromis)
Lineage: Eukaryota; Metazoa; Chordata; Actinopteri; Pomacentridae
Product: E3 ubiquitin-protein ligase TRIM39-like
Exons: 6
Coding region: 3222-4955 (577 amino acids)
Molecular function (GO): protein binding; zinc ion binding
Source: RefSeq, a predicted model, not a curated record
GAAUACAUUUACCUUGACUGACACUGCGACAGGGAGAGAAAGCAGAAUCCCCCACUCCAAGAAAUUGUAGCUCCAUAACAUCAUGCGACAUAAUCUCUGCAGUGGGUUUGCUGUGGGGGCCACUCUGACUAUCACAGCAUGCACGCACCGAUGCAUGCCCUCAUGCACAAACACACACACACACACACACACACACACACACGGCUGCAAGUAGGCAGGUGUUUUUUUUCCCCUCCAGAUUAUUUCAAACUCCUCCAAAAGCACACAGAUUUCUGCAAUAAUUAAAAUAAUAUAACAGCUGGCUCCUUUUGAGACAAGUUUUAACCCCCCAUAAAUUGUUUUCGGCUAUAAAUGGUGCAGCAACAGAAACUGAGGAAAUGAAGAUGUGUAAGGCGAUCAAUAACAUGCAACAGAUAAAUAGAGAUGCAAUGACAUUUGCAGAGGAAGCGAAAUGGAUCGAUAUCAUCUGGGACCUGGACAAGUGGUCAUUUUUAGAACAGAAGUCCUCCUGAAUGUGCCAUUCACAUCAAUGCUAUCAAUAUGCUGCAGUGCAAAGGAGAAAUCAAUCUUUCGGAGACCUGGAUGGUGCAGUGGUGGCAUUUGCGGGUCAGAAUCCAAGAGCUGAAAUGGAGAGAAUAUUCUGUAAAACUAUACCAACUCCAGCAUGAGUUCACUUGUGCGCUGUGGUUGUAAAGUGCAUGCAAACAUGUGAAUCUGUGAGUCUGUGCUGCUGCUGUACUCAAACGUUGCUAUGGGCGACAGCAUUAGCUACUGUAUAGGGUAAAAAUGCAUGAUGAAUGUAAAGUAUCUGCUGGCAGGAGAUGGUGCUCGUUCAGGGCCUGCCCAAGACCGCCCACUAGUGGUGGAGGCAAAGAACAGCAGCUUUUAGUGCAUUUUACCCUCAUCUGCACUGAACUGAGUGCUCAUAGAGGGGAGUAUUAAAAGGGGAAAUGCAAAAUAUUCUAUUUAUUGACACUGUUUUUGCGAGAGGAUAUUAAGUUAUAACAUUUUAUCAAAACUUGAUGCCAAAAAAUUAAUAGAGUCCUUUUAUCGGUGCCCAGUUGAGAGCAUUUCGACGGAUGUAUUUGGUGCACCAGCUGCACAGUGGCUCACAGGGAAGCGCUUCAGGGGCUCAUAAACAGCACAAAAGAUCAUCAGCUGUCCUUGCCUCUUACUGGAAGAACUACACCACGCCUGCUGUCUUAAACAAAGCACAGAACAAUAUAAAAAACACUUCUCGUUUAGCUCCUCCCUGUUUGAGCCUUUGCCAUCACGUAGACGGUUUAGGUCUAAUCAAAACACGGACUCAAAAACUGCUUUUACCCAACAGCGAUUACCAUUCUCAACUCUGUUCAGCUGUGGAAUAAGUUCAAUAAUGAGAAUAUAUAGGAAGUGAAUAUGUAGAUUUGUGUGGGUGAGGUUUGAUGGUUCAUUCAUUUAUUCUAGUGUUAUCUAUUAUUGAUUUAAGCUUUUGUUAUACCCUGUUUUUUGAAUUAGUUAGACCUAUUUGUGAAGAAUGCACUGACUGGUUUGCAUUUUUAAUUUUGUUAUAUUUGUUACAAUGACAAAUUCGAUACUAUUCUAUUUUAUGAAUCUAAACACAGGAAGACGCUUACAGUAUUUGUACGUCAAAUGGUUAAAGGCAGUCCGCUUUAAAUGUCCAGUCAUUGCUUUUACCCUUCAAACUCAUCUCUGUGUGUCAAUGUUAAAUAUUUAGGGCUUUUAUCACACUCAAAAUAAUCCCAUCCUGCUUUAAAAUGGCUUCGAUGUAACUCUGCACGUUAUAAAACUGCAGCCAGCUCAGCUGUCUCUCUGCUCAGACACUGUAAAGCUACUUUACACUACACAAUAACAGGAUUCAAGACUGGAGUAAUUCAGUAAUUUGUAUUCAAAUUGAAAACUCCUGAAGAAUAAAGCAUUAUAUUGCAAUGUGACAGAAUUUGUUCCUUAGGUUUGUCAUGUAUGAAAGUUUUACUCUGAAAACCAAUAAGCUGCUGCUGUUCUCGAACCCUUCAGGAACAAAACUCUCCCUGUGUCUGUCAGUCACAGCUCAAGCUGAGCUAUUGUCAACAAUAACAGUGGUAAUAAGUCCCACAUUUUGUCAUCCGACUCCACUAUCAGGUUGAACUUUUCUAUGCGUUUCUGCUAAACACAUAGCGGACAUGUGUUUAGCAAGUAAUCCUUCCCACAACUUAAUUGCUUACGGUUGCAUGAAAAGAAAAACUGUAUUCAUGAACAACAAUAAACCUUUAAAGUUGCAAAUUGGUCUAAAUUUUACAUCCCCUCUGUCUUAGGUGUACAAAAACAAAUACUGACCAUUGCAUAAUUAAACUUAUGGACAUAGUCUCAUUAAGGGGAGGAGCUAAAAGGAGUAAGAAUCUAAUUAGAGCAACUUCACUUUUUAAAAAAAACUAUUAACUUUAUAAACCUGUGUGUUCAUAGGUAUGGUAAUUGAAUACAUGACACUUAAAAUUCCUUUGAAAUAAACCCGAACCAACUUUCAACUUCUUGUUAAAUUAGUGGUAUUUGACAAUAUGGUCAGAUGUGGUUCCGAGACAAAAUCGUAUAAAAUUACCAUAAAUUCACGCAGAGAAGCUUGACUUCCGUAAAACAAACUGCAAACUCCCUCUAAAAAUUCCCAACUAUUGGUUAAAUAGUUUAAUAUUAGAAGGCAGGAAGGAAUAGGAUGAAUAAAGGUACUACUAGUUCUUUGUUCUACAUGCAAAUUUUAAUGAGACAGUGCACCAAUCACAGAUCGCAGUUACACCCACAAGUCUGGGCAGAGAAUCCAGCACUCUUGUCAUCAGUCAUACCUCAGAGAGCAACCAACAAUCACACAGGUAUGUCUCGAUAUCUUAUUCUCUCAGUGUAGUGGGCAGAAUUAGGAUUCAAUUUCUAUUCUGUGAAGUCGUUUAUUGUACUUUAAAAGUCAUUGGAACUGUUUUUUUUAGUUGCUAUUGAAUUUCUUGCAGCUAAAUGUAAGGUAUGGUAGGAUAUUAGUCAUGAAAUUUGCCUUUUAUUGCACUGUAAAUAGAAAACAAAUAACGAUCAAAUGGAUAAGCCAAACUAAAAUACAGAACUAUAAGUUUCCAUUGAGUCAAAGAUAGUCAAAUAUUUCUUCCUAGAAACAAUCGUGACUGUCCCCAGUGUUUAAUUGAUACCGUCAGUGAGGGAGUUUUUAUUUGCCCACAUUCCAUUAAACCUGUUUGAUUGAGGAAGAGAUGGAAAGAGUUUCCCCGAAGUUUAGAUUCAAAUCAGAAAACUCUUCUAUAAUCUCUAGAAAUCAUUGCGUGCUGUUUUAUUUUACUUCCCCAGUGAUUUUGGACAUGGCAGACACAUUAGAUGUGCACCAGUUCAACUGCUCCAUCUGUCUGGAUCUUUUCACCGACCCGGCCUCGAUUCCAUGUGGACACAACUUCUGCAAGAUCUGCAUCGAGAGCUACUGGGACACCUCAGAGCUGAGCAGGUGCCCCCUAUGCAAGGAGACGUUUUACAAGAGACCCGAGCUUCGGAUCAACUACUCCUUCAGAGAGGUUGUCAAUCACUUCAAAAGCCUAACUCCAAGUCCGCUGGUAAAAAGAAAAGGCGGUGAGGCGAGAGCUGGCGAAGUACCGUGUGACAUCUGCACAGAUGUGAAGCUAAAGGCCACAAAGUCCUGCCUGGUUUGUAUGGCGUCUUACUGUGAGAUUCACCUGGAGCCUCACAACACAGCCGCAGCCCUGAGCAGACAUAAGCUCACUGAACCGAUUAGAAACCUGGAGGACAGAAUAUGUAAGAAGCACGAGAAGGUCUUGGAGCUGUUCUGCAAGACGGAGGAGAAGUUUAUCUGUCAGAUCUGUGCUGAAACCGACCACAGCAGGCACCAAGUUGUGACGGCAGAGGUGGCGGCACAGCAAAAAAUGAUUCAGAUUAAGAGGAGGGGGAGAGAAGUGGAGCUGAUGAUUCAGGAUCGACAGAAGAGGAUUGAAGAAAUCAACCACUCAAUGAAACAAACUAAUGAGAACGCACGGAGACAGAUGGAGGCGAGCGUUAAGGUGUUCACGUCCGUGAUGGAUUCCAUCCAAAAGACCCAUGAAGACCUUAUUGCGGAGAUCGAGGAGAGACACGACACCGAGCAGAAGAGGUUUGAGGAGCUCAUCACAGAGCUGAGGAAGGAGAUCGAUGAACUGGAGAAGAAAAAUGUUGAGCUCCAGCAGCUCUCGCAUAUUGAAGACCACAUCAGUCUCCUGCAGUCUUUCAGUGAAGCCCACACACUCCCACCAACUCAGAACUGGCCAAGCAUUCCUGUUAAUGAGGUGGAUUUUUUGGAUUAUAUACGAACGUCUUUGAUUAGCGCGAAAGAGUUCAUCAAAACGGAAAUUAAACGGCAGGAAGUGACUGAGCUCCAGAAAGUGCAGAAAUUUGCAGUGGACGUCACCAUCGAUACCGACACAGCAGGGCCCUGGCUGCUCGUCUCUGAAGAUGGGAAAGAAGUGAAGCAGUCGCCUAAGAAGCACAAGAUUCCAUCGAGCAUAGCAAGAUUCACAGAGGACACUUUUGCUGUUGCGACUCAGGCGUUGUCCACAGGCAGGCACUACUGGGAGGUCGAGGUGAAGGGGAAAUCCAACUGGCUGCUGGGAGUCGCCUCCGGCUCUCUGAAGAGGAACGAACGCAUCAUUCCCUGCCCAGAAAACGGCCUGUGGACCCUCAGUCACCAGGACGGAGGGAAGUACUGUGCAUUAACAAAAAAUCCAUUCCCUUUAAUGUUGCCUCUCCCUCCUCAGAGGGUGGGAGUGUUUGUGGAUUACGAGGAGAGGCAGGUGUCCUUCUUUAACGUGCUGGCCAAGACUCACAUCUUCACCUUCACAAAGUGCAACUUUACAGGCAAGAUUUACCCCAUAUUCGAUCCUUGUUUGGCUGCAGAAAAGAAGGAGGUGGCUCCCCUGAAAAUCAUGAUUGUAAAGAUCACAAAAUGAGAAACUGAUGGAGAUGCAAAAACACAAUCCUAUAUGAUCUAAUCAGAAACGUAUUCUGUCCAUCAAUAACUCUAUUACACAUCACCGAUAAUCUGUUUAAUUUGCAAUAUGCUACAAGGGAAUAGGUUUAUUGUGUAUUUCUUGAUGCUGAUCAUAUUAUUUUUUUAUGAUUCAUAUGUUUCUAUUUACAUAUACAAUACAACACAUCUUCAGUUCUCCUAAUUUAGUCCUAGACGUCUGAACCUAUACUGACACACUUUAUAAUUUAAAAUUUGAUUUCAGUUUAAAAGGUAAAUAUUCCUGUGGAACAACAUCCAGCAGCCUGUUAGCUUAGCUUAGCAUAAAGGCCUGCACACAGCACUGUCCUGUCUUGUUAGUUCACAAACAAAGUGGAAAUAUGACAAAUCACUUAAUCAGGUUUCACAGUGGCUCGGCAACGAAUGUAAACACUAGGAGGUCACAGUUUCCGAUCUGACACAUAAAAUCCGGUAAAAUGAUGAGUUAUUGUUUAGGGAUGCUUUUGCCCAAGUACCGUACACUAUAAAAAAUAAAGUUUUUAACCUCAUUAAAGAACUGUUUACUGUUAUUUUACAGACUCUCUGUUUUGUUUAACCACAUAUAACUACUGAAAAAAAUCACAGAAAAAGAAAUAUUCAUUUCCAUGUUAACUGUAAUGUCCACAUCAAUAAUCUGUAUUUUAGUAAAUAUUAUUUUUCAUGUUAUUUUACAGUGUUUGACAGUAAAAUUGCAAUAUGAUUGUAUUGUAUUUUGAUCAGAAAAAAAACUAUUUUGGUAUUUGUUGUUGUUUGAAAGAAAAAUUAUGUAUACUAAGAAUUUUUGUAGUUUUUUCCUUUAUUUUCCAUUUUUUUAAACUAUAGAAAAUAUCUAGUAAAAGCUACACAAAAAUUGUUAAUGUAUAUGUUAAUUGUUAAUAAAAAGAAAAUGAAAUGGCCCAAAUUGUCUGUAAUUAUAGCUCCAGUUUUUGAACAUUACAGUAUUUUGUUGUUUUUUUAAUGUAUUUUGUUUUACAGUGUAUGCAACAAAAACUGAUAAAUAUCAGACAUACAGGAUGUAGUGUUGUUUUAGUUGUUGCUGUUUUGGGUUUUGAUUGUGAUUCUGACAGUUUGUCUGCAGUUUGAAAUAAAAUUCACUGAUAUUUCUUGUA